UCGAGAUGCAUAAUUAUUAAGUGAUGGGCAGCAGCUCAAAUAGGUUCCACAGUCCGUGAGUGCUAUCAAGACAAUACCGAAACAUUCAUCCGGUUACCAUAUCUAUUGUUGUUUUAAUUAGAACGUUUGUGAACUCAAGGGUGCGCAAGUUUAAUCAGUCACUUACAAUAUGCAUCGAUAUAAAACAUUGAAACUACAAUGCCUGGUUAUUUUCACAAUCAUCAUCAACGUUGGUUGCACAUCGUUUAUAAGAACCACCUUUUUAGAAUCGAUGAAAUGCACCUACGGUGAAAGAGGUUCCUUAACUGCGACAUGCGUAAACGCCACUUCCAGUUACUUCAAAAACACUCCAUACAGAUUCGAUCACCUGGAUGAAACCUUAAGAUGUAUUAAUUGUACUUUGACCACCUUAGAAACGUCAACAUUCGAUUUGUCCGGAAAUCAAAUCAAAUUUCUAGACCUCAGGAACAGUUCGAUAGAAAACAUUAAAACUAAAGCUUUCGUUGGUUUGAUAUUUAUGGAACAUCUACAGUUGUCAAAUAAUCAUAUCAAGUCCAUUUAUCCUACAACUUUUAUUGGUGUAAAAAAGGUCCAGGAACUAGAGCUACAAAACAACGAAAUCGAAAGUUUAAAUGAAAAUGGAUUUUUGGAAUUAAUCAACCUUAAAAAACUAAACCUUAGAGAAAAUUCAAUUUCGUUCCUCGCAAAGAAUUCGUUUAAUGGUCUUAGUGAGUUACUGGAACUGGACUUGAGUUACAAUAAAAUUAAAACUUUUAAUAACGAGACGUGGACUAACUUGACAAAAUUGGAAGUUUUGAAUUUACAACACAACGAACUUACUAAACUGGCCGGCGAUGAAUUUUUUAAUAUAUCGACACUGAGAAAAUUGGAUUUAUCUUGGAAUCAAAUUACUGUUCCUUCGAUUACAUUGAACGUGGAAUCUCCGGGAAAUAGUUUGUUGUAUUUGGAUCUGUCUCAUAACAGCAUACGUGAUCUAACCCCGUUAAUGUAUAAUACAUUAAAAAAACUUGAAAAUUUGGAUUUCAGUUUCAACAGCAUUCAAGAAAUUCCACAAAAAAGUUUGCAGGGUUUGCACAAUGUUGUCAACAUAAGUUUUUCAUACAACAACCUAACAACGUUCCGAACUGGUUUGUUUUCGGGUUUGUCACAGCUGAGAUAUUUGAAUUUGUCCCACAACAGCAUUAACAAAUCUGAGGUAACUGGAAUUUUGGGCAUGCACAGUCUCCACGCUUUGGAUUUGUCGUACAACAAACUAGAGGAUUUGGACUACAUUUCGUUGGUGUCAAGUUUACCGAGGUUAUCGUAUCUUGAACUUCAAGACAAUUUACUUCCUUGUGAUUUAGAAAAGGACAUGGAUGAAUAUUUUAUGGAAGACAACUUCAAAUACGUCCUUUGGUCGGAGGGUGGAGUGAAAUGUGUUGACAAGGAAUACAUACCAAAGGCAAUGAAGAAUGUAAUUGACACUUUGGAAGAACAAAACGCUAAUACGGGAAGCAGGUCUGCCGAAAUUUGGAUUUUCGUUUUGAUCUCACUCAUGAUGUUGAUGAUUGGUGGUUUGUUUUAUUUAGAAUAUAGAACAUACCAAGCAUUAAAAUAUAGACCUUCUAGUGAAUUUGCAACGUCCAGAGUCAAUUUAGUGACUUCUGAUGUUGAGGUUGGAGAUAGUGAUUUUCUUGAAAUUAUUUUAAAAUGGUUCCCCGUCCUGGCAAUAUCAACUCUUAUAUCAGCAACCACCUCAAUGGAUAUACCAAGAUGUUCCUACGGAGUAAGAGGUUCCUUGACUGCCACGUGUGUGAAUGCCAACCCCAGCCUCUUCAAAACUACUUCGUACUCAUUUGACCACCUAGACGAAACAUUAGUUUGUAAAAAUUGCACAUUAACAGUAUUAGAAGCAGGCACCUUCGAUUUAUCUGGAAAUCAAAUAAAAAAUCUUAUUCUGCAGAAGAGCAUGAUUGAAGCCAUAAGAGCUCAGGCGUUCGUUGGAUUGCUUUUCAUGGAACAUUUGGAUCUGUCAAACAAUGAAUUGAAGAACGUGGUGACUGGUACUUUCUUCGGAGUAAAAAAAAUUAAGACGUUGAAUUUGAGCAACAAUAAAAUUGCCAAUCUAUCAGAAAACGCGUUUACGGGUCUGAGAGAUUUGAAGGUGUUAAACCUCACAAAUAACUCUAUAAGUAACGUGCACGAAUUGUCAUUUGACGGUCUUGAAAGUCUCGUAGAAUUAGAUUUAGGUUUCAAUGAAAUAAUUAAACUCUCAGGUUUAUCGGUUGAUUUACCCAACUUAGAAGUUUUGAGACUCAGGCAAAAUCAUCUGAUGUGUCUACCCAAUAAUGUUUUUUACAAUUUAACAUCGUUGAGGUACCUGGAUUUGUCGUGGAACAAGCUGAAGUGUCCUUUAACCAUGUUGACCAUGAAACCGGGUAAUUCGCUUGCCCACUUAGAUCUCUCCAGAAAUGCCAUCGACAUUCUGAUACCAAACAUGUUUAGCAGUUUGAGCAAUCUGCAGGAAUUAAAUUUGAGUUACAAUUACAUAAACGACAUACUCCUAAGAACUUUCUUUGGCUUGUUUAAUCUUGUAAAGUUGGAUAUAACUUACAAUAAACUAACGUUGUUCCGAACAGGCAUAUACUCAGGUCUUCCACAUUUACGUGAACUUAACUUAUCUCAUAACUUAAUCGAUGAAGUUUUAGUCACCGGUACCAUGAGUUUACACAAUUUGCACUCAUUAGAUCUUUCUUAUAAUUCGUUGGACGAUAUACUGUACUUUAACAUAAUUUCACGUAUGCCCCGAUUGUCCUACUUAGAUCUACAGGGUAAUCGAUUUCCAUGCAAAGAAGAUAAUGAAAUAAUGUCACUUCUUGAAUUUAACAAUGAUAACUUCCAUAUUGUUUGGAAAAAAGAUGGUGAAACGGAUAUGUGCUUUAACGAAAAACAACGGAAACCUAGUUUGGAAGAUAUUACUCAGAUACUGGUAGAUAAAUCUACCGCAGAAGCUGGUAGUACCACAGCAGAAACUUCCGCAUUCGUGCUAAUUUCUAUAAUGAUGUUGCUCCUUGCAGCGAUCAUGUUCAUGCAGUACAGGAACAACAGAAUUUUAGGCCAUCUACGAAUUCGUGGUUUAACGACGUCAACGAUAAAUUUGGUUAGAAGCUCAGGAGUUUCGAAUAGUUCACUAAAAGACUAAUUUUUUUUGUUGAUUCAAAGAUUGUAUACGCUUAUUUAAAUAAAUAUUUUAUAACGAA
Messenger RNA from Aethina tumida (small hive beetle), 3260 nucleotides. RefSeq names its product protein artichoke-like. The transcript has 3 exons. Lineage: Eukaryota; Metazoa; Arthropoda; Insecta; Coleoptera; Nitidulidae. Bases 170 to 3202 code for a protein of 1010 amino acids. The record is from RefSeq and is a predicted model, not a curated record. Gene Ontology annotation, molecular function: protein binding.